AUGGACGCAACUGCGACUUGGUCUACUCUGAGGCAGCGGAGGAGAAGAACUGCGCCUAAAUUCCCUGGCAGACCUCGUCACAAUCUAGCCCGUAGACAAAGUCCAGCACCUCCACCCACUAAGGAAGAGGAAGCCGAGGAAGCAGACGGGGAACAAGAAGUCGGCGGCAAGCAGGAAGAAGAGGAGGAAGACGAAGAGGGGGCCAAGCCUAAUCAACCCGCCAACCAGAGAAAGGAACAAGAGGAGGAGGAGGAAGAAGAAAAAGAGGAGGAGAAGCCUGCAGGCGGCGCUGCAAAGGAAGCCGAGAGUGAUUCAGAAGCCGGCGGCCAAGCCGGCGCAGCAUCAUCAGCCAGCGAUUCAGACGCACCACAACCAGGCGCACCGCCAGGCCAGCAAUCCGACUCGAGCAGCGAUUCAGAACAAGAGCAGCCUCCGCCAGCAGUAACACCACCACCCGGAGCAACGCCAGCCCCUCCCCCGAGUGUGCAGCCGCCCCCGGCCGCACCGUCACUCCCACCCCCGGCGGCGCAAGGAUCCCCGAUCCCAUCGGCAGUCUUGAACCCGGCGUUGCCGGCAAGCCUACCGCCCGCAAGAGGCUUCAUUACUCUUGUUCCCGGAGCGCCGCCACCCUCUAACCCACCGCCUCAAGAGGCUCCAGCGCAACAACCGGCGCCGGUCGCGACACCGUCGAAUCCUCCUGCCCGCCAACCGCAGAAUCCUCCGCUUGCCAGUCAGCCACCUGCAACACCAUCACCGCCUCCUCCUCCUCCCGCCGCUGAAACCACUCCUUCAACGAAUCUGCCGCCGCCCCCGGUUGAAAAUGCCGCGUCCGGAACACCACAGCCGGAACUUCUCCCACCAAGCUCACAAGUCGAGGCUUCCAACGCGCCAUCGGCGUCAGCUGCGCCCGCUGAUGGCACAGACCGUGGAUUCGCGAUCGGAGUCUCCUUCGCCGUUGUCGGGAUCGCAGCCAUCAUCGGGUUGCUCAUUGGCGCAGUAAUCUUCGGCGUAAAACGUUACAAGAGGAAGAAGAAGGUCGCCGCCGUAGCAACAAACAUGACGCAAAACACACCACCAGGCGGUAACGGUAUACUCCCAAGAGAGUCCGCCAUCCUCAGACAACCAAAGCGCAGCACCCGCGAGAUGGAGCGCGCCAUGGUCACAACCUUCAGACAGACCAAGAUCGCGAACCGUACCACCAAGGAGAUGGAAGAGCAGAUGAUGGAGCAAUUCAAGACAGACAGGGCAUCUAGGGUGGACGCAUCCUCCGCCAGGCCUCUACCGAAUCCUUCAACAACGAACGCGACUGCUGGGGUUCCGCCUCUUCCCAAUAUGCCCAGCAACAAUGAUCCUAUCGGAAACACUAGGAACAUGCAAGCGGAGAGUUUCUACUACGAAAAGUCCAUCAAUGAGCCGCCGGUCGUACCCGCGCCACUGAGAAUCAGCACAGGGCAACGACGGCCUCCGACAGCGGUUUCGACAUCGAGGGUGCCGUAUCCUGCUUCGACAUACGACAUGUACCAGGAAGUUGGACAGGGUCCGUACCGGGAGUCUAUCAAUAUCGGAUACCAGCCUACCACUAACAACAACGGCUAUCGACCAUAUAACCCGGACAACUUUUACCGGCCGCAGCCGGGUCAGCUCCCCCGAGCGGAGAGGGGACCUGACGGGCGGUUCUCACCCGAGAUGGGGUACCGCGGUUGA
Messenger RNA from Colletotrichum paranaense, 1704 nucleotides. RefSeq lists its product as uncharacterized. The transcript is spliced from 3 exons. NCBI's taxonomy places the organism in Eukaryota, Fungi, Ascomycota, Sordariomycetes, Glomerellales, Glomerellaceae. The record is from RefSeq and is a predicted model, not a curated record. Bases 1 to 1704 code for a protein of 567 amino acids.